Molecule: messenger RNA, 759 nt
Organism: Bathycoccus prasinos
Lineage: Eukaryota; Viridiplantae; Chlorophyta; Mamiellophyceae; Mamiellales; Bathycoccaceae
Exons: 2
Coding region: 1-759 (252 amino acids)
Source: RefSeq, a predicted model, not a curated record
AUGGGCGUUUUAAGAGUCAAAGUGUUGGAGCUGGAAACUCCGGCUUCGGACACGCAGAACACGAAAUUUUGCGCGGUGAAAGUGGAAAUACGAGACCCGGUAAAUAAAGAUGCGCCUCGUCAAAAACGAAAAACGGAGAUGAAGGAAGUGUUCGACCACCGCAUCGACUUCGCGGACGCGUUUGAGUUUUCCAUCGACGAGGAGAAAAACGAGGAAUUGAGAAUUUUAUUGUUUAAACAAAAGACGAGUUCGUUUAUUGGCGGGAAGAAAGCGGUGGCGAACGCGGCGUUUCACGUGAAGCAAAUCGUGUUGAACUGCGAGAUGUUAAACGGAGAAAUCGACAAGAGUUUCAACUUGUUCAAUCGAGACGGAAACGCGGUUGGUGGGCAAGUGAGGUUAAUUCUGACGUAUUAUCCGGAUAAAAAGACCCCAGAGAGAACUGGUAGAGAUGGAAAAGGCGCGAUUCCGGAUUACAACGACAAGGAGUAUUCCAAGGAAGAGGAAGCGGCGGCGAAGAAGAUUCAAACUUCGUUUAGAAAGAAAAACAAAGCGAAGAACGGACAAUCCGGAGGAGGUCUGGGUGGAAAAGCGAAACUCCUCUUGGGUGGAUUGAUCUCCUACGGCCUUUUGGCGUUCGUCCACAACAACCAAGAGGAAGAAAAAGCGAAAAAAGAUCCAAAGUAUAAGAAGAAAACGUUGAACGAAAAGCUCUUCGAAAAGAAGAGCGCGCCAGCAAACAAAAACGGUAAGAAGAAGUAA